Messenger RNA from Carya illinoinensis, 2081 nucleotides. Its product is annotated as F-box/kelch-repeat protein At3g24760-like. The transcript has 2 exons. NCBI's taxonomy places the organism in Eukaryota, Viridiplantae, Streptophyta, Magnoliopsida, Fagales, Juglandaceae. Gene Ontology annotation, molecular function: protein binding; ubiquitin-protein transferase activity. The record is from RefSeq and is a predicted model, not a curated record. The coding region runs from base 246 to 1586 and encodes 446 amino acids. Gene Ontology annotation, biological process: SCF-dependent proteasomal ubiquitin-dependent protein catabolic process.
GAGAUGAGCCUUUAGAAUUCUUAUCUGAAAUUUAGCCAUCUUUAGAUGAGGGAAAAAAAACAUAUAAAAUGAGGCUCAACAGCUGUCAGCUUGAGAGAUUGAUAUUGGCAACAUGCCGAAAAUCGAUGGAGAGUGGUUGAAUGUUGUUGGCAUGGCUAGUUAAACCACCUUGAAAGCACCGGGACCAAUCAAAAGAAGAAGAAUUACGAGGAGACGUUGACUAGUUCAAUAUGUAGCAGUCUGCAAUGGCCGAGAAAACCGAUGCAAGCAGGGACCUGCGAAUGCGACGCAGGGGGUCAGCCAAACAUAUCCACGCACCAUAUAUAUUCUAUUCAUGCAUAUAUAUGCACCUACUUCUCCUCCCCUCCUCUUCAAACUCUAUUCGCCUCCCGAAAAUGACUGAAUUUAGCAUUCUGGGCCUCGACCUCACUGAGCAUAUCCUCUCCUUCCUCCCAAUCCCGACCCUCCUCAGAGCCGCCUCCGUCUGCAAGUUCUGGCAUUCCAUCAUCUCGUCCCCUACCUUCUCCUCUCCUUCCGCACGGCCCCAUGCCUUAAGCCAGCCAUGGUUCUUCCUCUACGGCCUCCACAACACCUCCUCUAAGAACCACCAGUCCUUCGCCUUCGACCCUCUUUCCAACCUCUGGUUCCGCCUCCCUUCCUCCUCCGCCUUCCCUAUCCCUUCUCCCACCUCCUCCUCCUUAAUCGGCUCCCAAGGCUUUCUCUUCACCACUGCCCCCUUCUCCUUCUCCCCCAUCCUCCACCGCUUCUCCUACAUCUUCACCACCUCCCCUCUCAACUACUCCCGCGUCAACCCCCUCCUCGGCGUCUUCCAGUCAAAUUCCGACAAACCCACAUUCAUUGUUGUCGGGGGUGUCAGGUUUAUCGGUAACCUCGUUGACAUCGAGGACCGUUUGGCCGUUGAGAUAUACGAUCCUCAUCUGGAUUCCUGGGAGAUUUGUCCCCCCUUGCCCCCCGAUUUCAGCUCCGGUAACUCCUCCUCAUCCUUGUCCUCGGCCUUGUUCGGAGGCAAGUUCUACGUGCUUGGUAUCUAUUCUUGUUUCGUUUCGUCCUUCGAUUUGGAAAAACAUAUCUGGAGCGACGUCCAGACGCUACGUCCUCCUGGGGUUAAUAUCUCCUUCUUGCUCUCGUGCCGGGACCGGCUUGUUCUAGCCGGAAUAUGUAAUUCGCCACUUGGGUCGUCGUUUAAUCUGUGGAGGAUUGACGAGAACACCAUGGAGUUUAGCGAGAUUGCGAUCAUGCCUCAGGAUUUGCUUUACAGCUUGUUUGAUAGUGACGAGGAUGAUAAAUUUGCGAGCUUGAAAUGCGUUGGGUUGGGUGAUCUUGUCUAUGUUUUUAACGAAGAGUACCAUAAGAGAUACCCAGCUUGUGUUUGUGAGAUUAGUAGUGAGUCUGGCAAGUGUAAGUGGAGGAGAGUGCCUCCAUUGCCUUCACCUGUUAAUAAGUUUCACAAGGUCAUUAGCUUCUGCUCCACCGUCUCGCUGCAUAAUAUGCUUCGGGUUGGAGAGGAAGUGAUCGGUGAGAUAAUGGAUUUGCAAGAUUCAAAUACUUUGAUAAGGGAUAGAUGAUGUCUUAGUCAAAACAAAUAUGUAAUGCAGCUGGAGCUGGGUCAUUUAAUCUGCUACCACCUGCAUUUUGUUGUCAUUCAUUCAGCAUUCCUAAUAGAUACUCAUCGUUUACAGAGAAGGAAAUCGGACCGAAGCAGGUGUUCAGACUGGUGCUUUUGUUUAAUUGUACUGGCCUCUGUAUAACUACAAUUACCAUAGCAAUUGUAACGUAAUUAGUCUCUGAUGAUCUGGGUUGAAAUUUUUUAUGCAAUGAAGUUAACUGUACAGUCUCAAUACAUUCUGUAAACCUUUUUAUUUUUGGCAAAAUCAGUAGUUUCCAAUCUAUUUUUGUUGAUUCAAUUAGUCCCUCAUGAGGCAUGCUUGGCUGUGUUUCUACUUUGAAUCGGCCUGUAAAUCUGUGCACAAAGUGGCCCAUCAUGUGCCAUCUUUUUUUAAGCUUUCCUUUCUGGUAAUUCCGAUUGAAUAUAUCUUCUAGAAUCAUAUUUUUCAAAUGCA